Messenger RNA from Rosa chinensis, 1487 nucleotides. Its product is annotated as tetraspanin-10. The record is from RefSeq and is a predicted model, not a curated record. NCBI's taxonomy places the organism in Eukaryota, Viridiplantae, Streptophyta, Magnoliopsida, Rosales, Rosaceae. Bases 437 to 1231 code for a protein of 264 amino acids. The transcript is spliced from 11 exons. Gene Ontology annotation, biological process: auxin-activated signaling pathway. Gene Ontology annotation, cellular component: plasmodesma; plasma membrane.
UAACUCUUGACAUAGAUUCGCAUGCGCAAAUGUUAUGUCCCAUUUCUUACUGACGCCUGUGGUAGAAGUAGAACCAACUACCUCGACAAACUUCAACGUACGUCGUACUUUCUCAACUUUGACCCAGAAUCAAUGCCUCCUUACCGUUAAGUGGUUGUCGUGUCGUGUCUGCUGCUUCAAUCCAUGGAUCAUGAACCACGUGCCUUGCGGUUUUCUACUGACCAAAAUACCCUUUGGUCCCUCCCUUCUUCUCUCUUGAUUGCUUCCAAAACUUGAAGUGAAAGUGUCACAUACUCCAGCUCAGAAGCAACUCAGCCUCCUCUUUCUUUAACGCAAAUGAAUGAUGAAUGAAUGAGAGUCCUUUAACCCCUGAAACUCUGAUAUUUCUUAACUGCUUCUUCUUCUUCUUGGGUGGCUUAUAUAAAGAGUAGUAGAAAUGGGCAUGGGAACAAGCACCUUUGUUAUCAGAUGGAUCAACUUUCUCACCAUGCUUUUAGCAAUUGCUGUGGUAGUCUUCGGAGUAUGGAUGAGCACUCAUCAUGAUGGCUGUCGGAAAUCCCUCACCCUCCCUGUUUUAGCCAUUGGUGCUGUCAUUUUCUUAGUAUCUAUAAUUGGGUUCUUGGGCGCGCUGAAAAGAAGUUCCAUACUGUUAUGGAUUUAUUUGAUUCUCCUGUGCUUCAUAUUGGUGGGAAUCCUGGUGUUCACAGUAUUAGCGUUCAUCGUGACAAAUAAUGGUUCCGGUCAUAGCGUCGCUGACCUGAGGUUCAAGGAGUAUCAACUUCAGGAUUACAGUUCAUGGUUUCUAAAACAAUUGAACAAUACCCAUAACUGGAAGCACUUAAAGGGUUGUCUUGUGAACUCAGAUGAUUGCAAUAACCUAUCAAAGAAGUAUAAGACUCUCAAGAAAUUCAAAUUGGCAAAGCUGACCCCUAUUGAAGCUGGUUGCUGUCGGCCACCGUCUGAAUGCGGUUAUCCUGCUGUUAAUGCCUCAUACUAUGACUUGAGCUUUCAUCCAGUUAGUUCAAACAAGGACUGCAAACUUUACAGAAAUGCUCGGGACACCAAGUGCUAUAAUUGUGAUUCCUGCAAGGCUGGAGUUGCACAAUACAUGAAAACUGAGUGGAGAGUGGUUGCAAUUUUCAAUGUUGCUCUAUUUGUUGUUUUGUCUCUGAUAUACUUUGUGGGCUGUUGUGCGAGACGAAAUGCUGCAAGAGACCGUUCUAAAACUUAAAAAGAGGAGAGCUACUUUCAGAAGCCCUCCUACUCUCCUAGGGAAGAAAUAGUAUCCCAGAAGUCUGAAGAUCCAUUGGUGCAAGCUGUCAGUGAAUUUUUCCUUUUUCCCUUUUCAUUUAACGAUGAAAUGUAAUGCAAUGGGUCAGACUUUCUGGCUAGAGGUUCUCUAUGCCGAAAGUUCUUGUAAAAAUGUUCUAUAAUUUUAUUGUAACGAAUUAUAAAAUUUCUUCAUUUUUUUAGCUUUCAGGAUCAAA